Molecule: messenger RNA, 6231 nt
Organism: Zophobas morio
Lineage: Eukaryota; Metazoa; Arthropoda; Insecta; Coleoptera; Tenebrionidae
Exons: 24
Coding region: 1-6231 (2076 amino acids)
Biological process (GO): detection of mechanical stimulus
Cellular component (GO): membrane
Molecular function (GO): protein binding; calcium channel activity
Source: RefSeq, a predicted model, not a curated record
AUGGAAUUGAGGUUAAAUAACAUAGAAACACGUAGUGGAAGCCGAGAGCACGGUUCCUUGUCGAGCUGGCCGCCGCGCCAUCUGCACAAAGAUGCAACUGAAAUCGACAUAGUUCGAUCGCCACACUCUUAUAGCGCUCUGGAGCCGCUGCCGCUGCAUAAUUUCUUUAUUAAAAUUUUUAUAUUAAAUCUAAACUACAUAAAAUAUGGCAUUUUCGUAUUAGGGUUCUUUGGACAAGACCUUGUAGAGUUAACAAACUGUCCAGGAAACCGUAUAUUACCUUUUACUCCGUCCGAAUCUGUAAUCAUAAAGCCUAUAUGGCAGGAACCAAAUCGAAGCUUAUUAAACAACUAUAUCUGGACUUACGACCUUAGUUACAAAAAUCAUAGAAAUACGGUUAACCCUCCUAAAUAUGAUACUAAAAGCUGGUAUAGCAGUGAAGAUCACCAAUUCGUGAUACCCAAGUACACCCUCAUACCCAAUAUAUAUAACCUAACCGUCACUAGUACCCGUUCACCAUCUGCCACAACAGGACCACCAUCCCCUUUUACAAACGGACACAAAACAUGCUACUUCUUAACGAAAUCUUAUAAGCCAUAUCCGAUAAUAGCAGGUGGUUACGAGAGAGUAGUACCAGUUGGGACGGAUUUCGUUAUGGAUGGAGAAGAGUCCUUCGAUCGAAAUUUUGGCUCUUUCAGCCGUGACAAUUUAAAAUUUCGCUGGUCUUGUACUCAAAAACUUAGCCCAGGAUCCGUAUGUAAAGGAGAUACUGACGUUAAAAAAUUUACGGUUAAAGGAGCGUCUUUUCGCGUUGGUGAAAUUGUACACUAUACUCUAGAAGUUUCAUUGAGCUACCUAGACGAUAAAAUAUCGGCAUCAGUAACUCAAACGAUCUUCAUUCGAGCUAAUGCGGCCCUUUUAGAUAUCCAUUGUAGAAAAAAUUGUGUUCCUUGGACUCCGUUUGCGAAUUACGAAAUGGAAACCAUAAUUGGGGUGUCGUGUGUAAGUAACUGCACCGGAAUAAAAGAUGACGAUUAUGUGUGGAAUGUGGAACAUCCAAAUGAGAAAUAUUAUGUUUUUAAUUUCAAAAGUUCGCGUUAUGCUGGUGUUGACGGAUAUGCAUCACUUAAAAUUUCGUUUCAACGUGCUCCGGGUAUCCGAGACUGUAAGAUAAACCCACCCGAAGGAGUAUCUCAAACGACUCGUUUCACGUUUUCUUGUACUCAGGAACCACCAAACGAGCCUUACCAUUAUCAGUUGAUCAGAAGGAACGUUAAUGAUUUUACACUGAAAAAUGUGAUAACGGCUGGACCCUACCCCGACGUUUUUAAUUUAGCGUUCACGUUACCUCCAUCUGAAGGAAAUGAAUUUAUUUUAAAAAUCGAACGAGUGGAAUCAGAGCCAUAUCCGGCUAAAGAGAUAAAACUUGUAGUAAACGUGAAGUCUUUUCUGGACACAGUUUUAGCAAAUGAUACUACAGACAUUCUCAAAACUUUCUCUGAAUUGGUUAGUAGCCCCGAUCAGCUUGAGAGAAGUACGGCCCGACAAAUUUUCGAAAAUUUGAUUGAAGAGCUCAUAGUUAGUAAAAUUGAAAAUGAAGAAAUUGCUAGUUUCGUUGAAAACCUCAAAUUUUCUGCAGCUGAGGACAUGUUAAAAGCACCUCUCGAAAGUCUAGACGAAAUAGAACAGCUUAGUAGUACGUUGACCCAGCUGCAGGAAAUUAAUGCAGCACCAGAGUCAGAUCCACUACUGGCAAAGUUUACUACAACAGUUUGUAAGAAAAUGGCAGAUAGAUCUUUAGAUUUAGUCAAGGAAGAACAAUACCCAUUGUAUAUGGAAGAUUCAGUGCACAACUUAUCCAAAACUUUAAUUAGUUGUUUUGAAGUAAAUUUAAAUCCUAAUCUCGACGUGAUAAGACCUAUUGUUCUAAAUGUUACCACAGAAGCAGCUAUUUUUGAAGGACCAAUGUUAACUGAGAGUUAUCCAAACUAUGUUGACUUCGAUGAAGAGUAUUACAAAACUCAGGAAAAUUUGAAAGAAGCCAGCGACAAUAUCAUCCAAGGAAGUUCCACCACAGGAAAAACAAUAGCGCUGACUACAGCCAUUGGCGAAGGUGUUAUCAGAGUUCCAGGAAAAUCGAGCGAAACACUGGUUCUAAAAGACCUUGGUUUGGAAUUUGCCAAAACUACAAUUAACCCAGAAGGAAUCCUAUUAAUUCCUUCAAAGGAUUUCGAAAACGACCGUCACUCAUAUGAUUUGCUUAUGACAAUUUGGAAAAAAGAUAUAUUUUGGUGGAAUCCGGCCGGUGUGAAAGUGGACACAAACAUAAUUAACGUUAAUUUUUGGCAUUCGACGUGCAAGAAACGCAUAGAAAAUUUUUUAAAACCAGUCAAUAUAUUUUUUGACUUGAAAAGACAAAAUUUUGUGUUCGAAGCGCUCAGAGAUUCAAUUAAUAUUCCACAAGGAUACGGUUCAAUGUCUGAUAGCGAUUUGAAUUAUGAGAUUAAAGUUUACCGGAUUACGUUAGCAAAGGGACGAACGUUACAUGUAAACUUCGUUAACUUAACGUCGAGCGACAUCUUCGAUGUUGUUUUAACUGAGAACAAAUUUCCAACAGUUGAAGACUUUGAACAUAAAACGACAAUGAAACUUGGAAUGAAUGGUAGUUUGACAUUAAUAAAUAACCUAGAUAUACAAAUCCAUGCUUAUGUUGGAAUACUAGCGAACAAAGAAGUGGAAUCAAAAAUUUUGUCUUACGCUAUUGCCACGUAUGAAAAAUUUUGUGUUAAAUGGGUAACACUCAGCAAUGAAUGGGUUCCAGCAUGUAGGCCGGGUCAAGAAAGCAACGACAGUGUUAUUCAGUGUCAAUGUACUCAGUUUUCAGUGUUGGCGGGUUAUGUACAAAAUGUGGAACCUCACCCCCAAGAAGUACUACGAGAAGAAUUAGAGUUACGACUCACCAGUUGUCCGAUUAUUUUUAUAACAACAGCCACAACCAUCGGAAUUAUUUCAUUACUAAUGAUUUUCAGCUUAAUUAAAAAAAAAGAUCAGCUAUACUAUUUGGCUGAUAACAACAUCUCCCAUCGAUUUGUUUAUUUAAUUGUAGUCAAAACUGGUUUACUUUUGAAUUCAGGUACUUCCUCUAACAUAGUCGUUAAACUCAUCGGCGAGAAAAACACCAGCGAGCCACACGUUCUGAACUACCCCGAUCCGCAGUCCCGCAUUCUUCAACAGUUUGGCAAAGAUUUGUUCAUUUUGACUACAGAACAUCAUUUAGGAAACAUAAGAAAGAUGGAGCUUUGGUUUGAUUGUACUGGACAGAACCCUUCUUGGUUUUGUAGAGAUAUAACUGUUCUCGACUUGCAAAAGUACACGGAAUGGUACUUCCACGUGAGAAAAAAGGUAUCGCUUAUCAGGGGUAGUACCCAUCUAGAGUUAACACCAACUCAUGGUAACAAACAAGAGUCAAAAGUUUUCAAUGCUGCAAAGUGUAGGUUUAUAUUGUCGCCGAAACACCAUAAUUGGUACCUCUGGGAACACGAGCCGACGUUUUCAUACUUAAAAAAACUGACAGUUAUUCUAUCGAAUGUCUUAACCAAUUAUGCUUUGGUACUAAUUUUUAUUGGACUGCCCAGAUUCGAAAUGAGGGAUAGUUUGGAUGAACGUCGACACCACAGAGUAAACGUAUUUGAUAUUUACGUAGCUCUUUUAAGCUCAUUUGUUACUUUUAUGGUGCAUAUUGCGAUCGCUUGGAUUUUUCGAUUUUCUCCGAUUCAGUUUUCACAUUACGAACAAAAUGUUAAACUGACAUUUCGAUACACUCAGGCUUGUUGGUAUAUUCUUAUCAGUAUGAUAACCGUUUCAACAGCGUUUCUAACAAUGUCUGGUUUUUGGGUACCACAAAUCAAGAGCUUGGUUUGGCUAACAAUCUGUGCUAUAGGUGUGACUUUUGGGGUUAUAGUCUACGAAAGUAUUUUCGUUUGCAUUGCAAAGUAUUUCUACCGAUUUCAUAUUGAAUAUAACGUGCGACAAAAAUUUGCUGAUAUUCGUACCGUCAUCGAGGGUCAACGCAGAUACUUAUUUUCACGUUUCGGCGAACAACUUCUAAGGCCAUACUUCGAAAAUUUUUAUCGCCCUUUGAGAAAAAGACAAAUUAAAAGUAAAACCAUGAAGAUUCUGCAUCGAAAUUUUGUCAUAGCAGAACUUCACGAUUUGGUGAUGUUUGCCGUCUACAUCAUACUUUUAUACGUAGUCAUUUUAGCAGGAAAGGAUAGUUUAAUCGUUCGAAGUAAGACUGCAAUGACAGAAGUGGCCGAAGGUGUUUUUACAAGAACCACAAACUUUCAUCGCAUCGAAACCAGUUAUGAUAUCUAUACAUACAUUAAUGAAACUUUAAUCCCUUCGAUUCAUCCACUCAGAUGGUACGGAAACUUUGUAGUAUCCGAACCUGGAUUAAUGGUUGAUGUUGUGGAUAAAUGCAUUGGUGUGGUCCGAUUUCGACAACAAAGAAUGAAGAAAAAACUGUGUGAGGUACCCCCACUUAUGCAAUUCUUGAAUAUGACAUGCUUGCCAGAAUUUGCUAUCCCUUACACCGAAACUGGCACGUUUGGUUAUAAAUGGGGGAAUUUUUCCUCGUAUAUGAUCUAUGACAGACUGGUCAAUAUUUGGAGGUACUACCACGAAAAAGACACAAAAACGUUUCCCUCUGUGGGUCAGUUUGCGGCUUACUCCGGUGGUGGCUACGUUGCUUAUUUGGGUCGUACUUUGUAUAAUUCGUACGCCAAUUUCCGACAAAUUCUGUACAAACUUUGGAUCGACCAUGCAACCAGAGUAAUAUUCAUAGAAUUUUUCACCUACAAUGUUGACAACAAUGUCUUCAAUUCAGUACGACUUAUCUUCGAACAGAGUGCUACAGGACUGAUCAGUGCGGCGGUCAUUGUCUACACUGUUAGAAUGAUCUUCGUGAACAACGAAGUAGAAAUGAUCAGUGUAGUCUUCUUCAACCUGUUCGUAAUCUGGGUACUCCUGCUUUUCCUCAAAUACUCUCUAGGAGUAAUCAAAAACCUGCGGACGUUUUACAAAGAUGUUUGGGUAAUGAUUGACCUCGUUAUUCUUGUUACGAGCGUUAUGUGCAUAGUACUUUACUCGCUAAGAUUGAAGUUCAUCGGAGAGUACCUCAAAAAGAUGGAAACUGCACGGAAUAAUGAAUUCCUGAGUUACUUUUAUCUUUUCUACAUUGAGGAUUUUAUGACCCUUGUGGCAGCUUUUUUGGUGUGCAUUGCAACUGCCCGAUUGUGGAAGUUUCUACGAUUUGCAAAAAUGUUUCGCAUUAUGGAACGUACUCUAUCUAUAGCAGCUUCUUCCUUUUUCACUUUCUUUUUCGCCUUUCUGAUUAUGAUGACAGGAUUUUCACUUACCCUUUUGUUGCUGCUAGGAAAUGACUUUCAUAGAGUCCAUUCCGUGGUGAAAACGUUAAGACUGAUGUUGACUAUGGCUUUAAAACCCACAGAAAUGAAUCUUUACGAGUACAUUGGAUAUAAAAUCGCAACAUUGUACAUGUUAACAUAUAUGAUAGCUAUACUGAUAAGUUUGUUUACUUUUAUUAUGAUUAUAGUGGGAGCUUAUACUCAAGCCCAGUUGGAAUUCUCCGCAGAAGUGGAUAUCUACAAUAUCACAGACUACAUAGUAGAACGUGCGAAGUAUCUACUUAAGUUUUGUAAAUAUAAAACGAAGCGUCUAAAAGGCGGUUUAAGGAAAAACAUAAAAGUAGUACCUAAAUCAUACAAAUUUCUACAUUUCAACAGUUAUUCGGUUUCCUCUCCUAGAAUGCACAUCAUGGAAAAUUUAACACAGUGUACUUUAAGACAACAGGAUAGGAAGAAAUCGGUUCUCUCUGAGCGUGAUCUUAAAAUGAUGACUUCAAUUAGUCGCUUGUUUUUUCUAAAAGAUACAGGAACCAGUCGGGAGAUAUUUUUUAGAGGGAAGAUACGUGGAAAAAAAAUUCAGCUAGUUGAUAUGAAAAACAUUGAAAAAAUGGCAAAUAUUGUCAAUUUGUUGUUACAAGAAGAAUUAAUAUUGUCUUCUGUGGAAAAGAAAAAGAAUUUGAUACUUUUGAAGUACAUUCAGGCGAUUAAGAAAAAGCAGAAUAGUCUACGAAGAUGUGAGUGGAUUUUAAAAAUGACUCUUCAUCAAAUGACAGCUGCAGAAUUAAAUCUCUCAAAACUUUCAUAA